This is a messenger RNA of Cottoperca gobio, 1312 nucleotides long. RefSeq names its product annexin A4 (gene anxa4). Gene Ontology annotation, cellular component: nucleus; plasma membrane; vesicle membrane. Gene Ontology annotation, molecular function: phosphatidylserine binding; calcium-dependent phospholipid binding; calcium ion binding. The coding region runs from base 172 to 1134 and encodes 320 amino acids. The transcript is spliced from 13 exons. Lineage: Eukaryota; Metazoa; Chordata; Actinopteri; Perciformes; Bovichtidae. The record is from RefSeq and is a predicted model, not a curated record.
CUGUAAUUCUUUUUGCAUCCAAGUGGGUGGGACGUGAGAGCAACUGUAAGUUAUAAGGUUGAGUUUUCCUGUACGCUUACACUUUAACCUCUUGUCGGGCAUCACGCGGAGUACUUUGUCUUCAGGACAGCUUUCUGCACCUCCAGUUUGGAAACCCUCACUAUUCCUACAAUGGCAGCGUUUGGAAACCGUGGGACAGUGACUGAGGCGUCUGGCUUUGACGCAGAUGCAGAUGUCCAGACUCUUCGAGAAGCCAUGAAGGGAACUGGCACUGAUGAGGCGGCUAUCAUCGAGGUCCUAGCUCACCGUACUGUUGCUCAGAGGCAGCGCGUCAAAGAGGCCUACAAACAAGCAGUGGGGAAGGACCUGGCUGAGGAUCUGUCCUCAGAGCUGAGCGGGAACUUCAGGAGUGUCGUUCUAGGUCUGCUGAUGCUGCUGCCGGUGUACGAUGCCUACGAGCUGAAAACGGCAAUGCAUGGGGCUGGAACAGAAGAGGCCUGUCUCAUCGAUGUUCUGGCUUCAAGGUCAAAUGAUGAAAUCAAAACCAUCAAUGCGUUCUACAAGAAAGAAUAUGGAAAAAGCUUGGAAGACGCUGUGUGUGGGGACACUUCAGGAAUGUUUCAGAGGGUUUUGGUCUCUUUACUCACGGCUGGACGGGAUGAAAGUGACAAAGUGGACGAGGCUCAGGCGGUUCUCGAUGCCAAGGAAAUCUACGAGGCUGGUGAGGCUCGAUGGGGCACGGACGAGGUUAAAUUCCUCACGGUGCUUUGUGUGAGGAACCGAAACCAUCUGCUGCGAGUGUUCGAGGAGUAUCAGAAGAUUUCUGGGAGAGACAUUGAGGACAGCAUUAAGAGGGAGAUGUCUGGCUGUCUGGAGGACGUCUUUCUGGCCAUAGUGAAAUGUCUAAGGAACAAGCCGGCGUUCUUUGCAGAGCGAUUAUACAAAUCAAUGAAGGGGCUGGGCACCACAGACACCGUCCUCAUCAGAAUAAUGGUUGCGAGGGCGGAGAUUGAUAUGUUGGACGUUAAGGCGCAGUUCCUGAAGAUGUAUGGCAAGACUCUCUACUCCUUCAUCAAGGGAGACUCAUCUGGUGAUUACCGCAAAAUCCUGCUGGAGCUGUGUGGAGGCGAGUAGGAGAAACCUCAGAACAGCAUCCAGUUCUGUUUUUAUUACGAGCUUUUACUCCGUUGAUGACUUCCUGUAUCUUACCGUCUCUGCUUCCAUGGACUUCACAUUUCACGGAUUGACCACAGUGCUUUGUUUUACUGUUUGUACUAUAAUACCAAUUAAACCAAAGACCAGUGACCUUUUA